Molecule: messenger RNA, 1253 nt
Organism: Aedes albopictus (Asian tiger mosquito)
Lineage: Eukaryota; Metazoa; Arthropoda; Insecta; Diptera; Culicidae
Exons: 2
Coding region: 396-1244 (282 amino acids)
Source: RefSeq, a predicted model, not a curated record
CGAUUAUUAGGGGAGUUUAAGACAAACAAAGAAAAAUGGGUAAAAAUACUCAACAGCACUGCGAGUUCUACAACUGAAGAAAUCUUGGAAUUGGAUACAUUUGAAAAUCGCAACGAAAACUGCCGGUGUGAAGAUUGUUUGAGGCGUAGCAGUUGGAGUGGUGUACGAAGGUACAAGUUCAGUCAGUACGAAUAUAAAGCAACUGAAAUGCUUAUUGAAAUGCAACACGAGGAAUGGCUGAAGUAUUCAACCGUUGAUGGGCGGGGAAAUUUGAAAUUAAAACCUGGUAAGUAUUUUUUUAUGUUCAUUGUGCUUAAAAUUCUAUACCCAUGCUUCCGUUUCCAAUUCAAAAUAUGUACUGUUGACUUUCAAUUAAAUUUAUAGGAUAUGCCGGCAUGAUCAUCAGUAGCUUGAAAAAAGCUGGAUGGCCCUGUAUGCCAGCUUGCAAAGAUAACUACUACUUGGCCACAGAAGAGUGCUUAAGAAUUGCGGUAUAUUGUACGUGGGGUGAUGAAAAUCCCUGUAAUUUGCUUCAUUUGGAUUACUAUCCGAACGACAAGCUCUGUAAUCAAGAAAAUGGAGCUAAGCGUUUUAAAGUUAAAAGCACCGAUUUACCAGAACGACACUGUACCAACACAUAUAAAGUACCUCAAUUGCGAGGAGAAGCAAGAGCCACAGCACUAUGUGAUGCAUCAAAAAUGAUGCCAAAAGCCCACGGAAAUUAUCUAAUUGCGAAUUACGGUGAAGAUAAUUUCGUAAUGCCUCGGGAUAAAUGGCCUGUCUCGCAAUCAGUUUUAAAAAACCUUCGUGCUGAGUGGUUGAACCAAUAUCGCGUUACAUCGGACUUAAUCCAGCAACUUCUGCUGAUGUGGACAGCCGAGAAACAAAUGCCAUCAGUGCUUAAGCAGUCACAUGAAGAUUUUCGAUACUUCCAGUACCUUGCAAUCGGACCGGUCAAGCUCAUAUUAUUGUGUGACGAUCAAUUAACAAUUUUGAAGAAAGAGAAAGAAAGGUACGACGCAAACACAGCGAUGAAGCCACCGCGGUUUGCUAUUGAAAUGGAUGCAACUUCCGGUAUUUGUGCUGCUUUGAAGGGCUGCGAGGACAAAAGGAGGGAUAACUACGCUCUUGUCAGGCCAAUUCAAAUUCCGGGCGAUAAAACAUCGACAAAAAUGAUCACAUCCUUCGCUGACUAUGUGAGCACUGAUCAGUCCAGCAGAAGUAUUUUUUUUUUUUUUGAAUGAGUUUAAAGA